Molecule: messenger RNA, 1215 nt
Organism: Didymodactylos carnosus
Lineage: Eukaryota; Metazoa; Rotifera; Eurotatoria; Philodinida; Philodinidae
Source: the annotation of a GenBank genome assembly
AUUUCGUCGUCAAACUUUGAGAUGGGCAGCACUUGUGGAAAGUUUCAUCAAAAUCCCAUGUGACAUAAAAAAGUAUAUUUCAUGGCUCCCUUUAAAAUGUAUGUAUCGAAGUGAGAUUGUUGUUUUGUCGAAAAGACUCAUGUACUCAUAUCUGACUUCGAGUGCACUUCUGAACUAACAAAUGUUUAUUUUCAAACAGAUCAUUACGAAGACCCAUCAGUUGAUUAUGACCUUAGUGUAAUAACAAAUGCAAACGAGAUUCUUGAUAUUACUAAUUCAAACAGAAAUACAGGCGAAUGUAGUCAACAACUAAAAAGGAGAAAAGCAAGCUAUGCAAAUUUAAGGCAACAAGCAUCAAGAAGAUUGGAGUACUCAGUUAAACAACAGUUAAAAUCGAUGCAUGAUCAAACCGAAAAAACAAUUGAUGUUCGAUAUUUAGAACAAGAUGCAACGUCGUCAUCAUUACUUCUACAGAAGAGAAGACCAUCUCCAGUUCAAACGGAGAAUGAAGAACGCAAUGGAUUCAUUUCAUUGUCACGAGAAGAUUUGCUUAAUAAAAAUGAAAAAUUAGAAAAACAAGUAGCUGACCUAAUAUGUUUAAGUGAAAACUUAAAGAUACAAUUACAAGAUUUAACAGAUCAAUGUCCAGUAUCAACAAAUGGACAAUUGUUCUGGAUUAUUCGUGAUAUUGAAGAUAAAAUCAAUGAUGCACAAACACAGAAACAAACAUUCGCUACAUCACCAGUAUUUUUUACAUCACCAAAUGGAUAUAAGAUGUGCAUGCGUCUCUAUUUAAACGGUGAUGGUUUAACACGAGGAAAUCAUGUGUCAAUAUUUCUUGCAUCUGUUCCAAGUGUGAUAGAUUCCUAUUUAAACUGGCCGUUCAGAGCAAUUGUAACAAUCUGUUUAUUUGAUCAAACAGAUCGUACACAACAUAUCAAAAAAUCAUUUAAUUGUAUUAUACAGCAAUCAUCUGGCUCAGGGGGUAUAUCAAAAUUUAUUCAAACAAAUGUAAUACAUCAAUAUAAUAAUCCAUAUGUUUAUCAGGAUAGAAUGGAACUUCAUGUUCGCAUACAGAAACCAACUCCGGAUCUAUUAUUACAUAUUGAACAAGCAGUUAGCUUUGACGAUACACCUGUCAUGCAAGAUCAAGAACAACGACAUCAAUAUCGUGAAGACCUUUUGGAUAUAAAUAAUUUAAUUCAGUUUAGCUGA